Molecule: messenger RNA, 969 nt
Organism: Crotalus tigris (Tiger rattlesnake)
Lineage: Eukaryota; Metazoa; Chordata; Lepidosauria; Squamata; Viperidae
Gene: PRDX2
Product: peroxiredoxin 2
Exons: 6
Coding region: 153-749 (198 amino acids)
Biological process (GO): cell redox homeostasis; leukocyte activation; removal of superoxide radicals
Cellular component (GO): cytosol
Molecular function (GO): thioredoxin peroxidase activity
Source: RefSeq, a predicted model, not a curated record
CGUGCCCCGCCUUUACGCAGCCUGACCCGCCCCCUUUCCGGCUCGUAGAGUAUAAAACCCUCCGCAAUAGCCGCGAUUUUUUCUGCUGGUGCCACACCUCCUUUGCUGGAAGCGGUCACUUUUUCCUCGUGCUGUUCGCGAAGGCUGCGGAAAUGGCCUCUGGUAAAGCAUAUAUUGGAAAACCAGUUCCAGAUUUUCGUGCUACAGCAGUAGUGGAUGGCAACAUCAAGGAUAUAAAGUUAUCAGACUACAGAGGCAAAUAUGUGGUUCUAUUCUUCUACCCACUGGAUUUUACUUUUGUCUGUCCCACUGAGAUCAUAGCUUUCAACGAUCGAAUUGAGGAGUUUCGCAAGAUUAAUUGUGAGGUUAUUGCUGCUUCUGUCGACUCUCAGUUUACCCAUUUGGCUUGGACAAAUACAGGAAGAAAGGAUGGUGGCUUGGGUUCGACAAAUAUCCCACUUGUGGCAGACAUCAACCACAACAUUUCUAAGGACUAUGGUGUGCUCAAGGAAGACGAUGGCAUUGCAUACAGAGGUCUGUUCAUAAUAGAUGAUAAAGGCAUCCUGCGACAGAUCACAGUGAAUGACCUACCCGUGGGACGUUCUGUGGAUGAGACACUGCGCCUGGUUCAAGCCUUCCAAUUCACAGAUCAGCAUGGUGAAGUGUGCCCAGCUGGCUGGCAACCUGGCGGUGACACCAUCAAGCCCAAUGUGAAAGACAGCAAGCUUUUCUUUGCCAAGCAACAGUAGAUUUCUCCUUGUGUAUCUAUUACUGAAGUAAUCUGGUUUAAUGUAAAGGGAUUUCCAGUAAAUUCUCCACAAGAAAGAGAUUUAAGAGAUAGCUUGUCUAUAAAAGUUUGCUGCUCUAUAAGUAUUUGCCAAUAGAACUAGAUUAAAUGCAAAUGUCAGUUGGGCAUCUUCAUUCCUCAGUAAAAUCAUCAUUAAAGGAAGCCUGAUGGGUACCUUCUAA